Messenger RNA from Diorhabda sublineata, 531 nucleotides. RefSeq lists its product as uncharacterized. The coding region runs from base 1 to 531 and encodes 176 amino acids. NCBI's taxonomy places the organism in Eukaryota, Metazoa, Arthropoda, Insecta, Coleoptera, Chrysomelidae. The transcript has a single exon. Gene Ontology annotation, molecular function: RNA-DNA hybrid ribonuclease activity; nucleic acid binding. The record is from RefSeq and is a predicted model, not a curated record.
AUGAAUAACCACUAUGAUUUAGUGUUAUACACAGAUGCAUCCAAAAAUGAAACAGGCAUAAGCUGCUCUGUUACAACGUCACAAAUUGCAAUAAAAUCUUCCCUAAUCCCAUCAACCUGUAACGUUCACACAGGUGAACUAUUCAGCAUUCUACAGGCCAUCAAUUCAAUCUCUCCACCUUAUAAGCUCGUCGCCAUAUGUACAGACUCACUUGCCUCUAUAUUAUCCAUCCAAAAUAUAUUUACCGAACAUCCUAUUGUCCAAUCAAUACAUGACUCCUACCAGCUUAUCUCAUCCCAAGGAAUAACAGUUACUUUAAUUUGGUUACCUUCCCACAUUGGCAUCGAAGGCAACGAACUAGCAGACAAACAGGCAAAAAUUGCAGCUACAUAUACCGUCACCGAUAAUGUUAUUAUUGGAAAGGAUUUAAAAUCACAGUUCAAAAGAAAAUCCAGAGUUACAUGGCAGCAGCAUUGGGACACUAUUAACACAGAAUUGGCCAUUCAAGACUUACUCAUGGAUAUCUUAUGA